Macrosiphum euphorbiae (potato aphid) is the source of this 435-nucleotide messenger RNA. NCBI's taxonomy places the organism in Eukaryota, Metazoa, Arthropoda, Insecta, Hemiptera, Aphididae. The record is from the annotation of a GenBank genome assembly.
AUGAAGAAGAGACCACUUUUUCUGGGCAGGAGAGUUGAAACAUUUAUAGUUAUAAUGGACAAAUUAGAUAUAUGCCAGCUAAAAAGACUUGAACAAUAUAACGAUCUAGAUAGAAAGUUUGGGUUUCUUACUUAUUUUAAAUCUAUGACUGAGAAAGAAAUCGUGGAUAUGGCAAAAUAUCUUGGUAAAAUAUAUCCGGACGACCUUGAUUGUGACAUUUUUCCCGAAGAAAUUAUACAUUUUACCAAAUUAGUUGAUAAGCAAGAUGAAGAAGGACAAAUUAAAAUGCCAUCAGCACUAAAAUGUCUUCAAAUUAUACACGAUAAUAAACUCAAUUCAGUGUUUCCUAAUGUGGAAGUAGCAUAUAGAUUGUAUUUAUGUCUUCCAGUUGCCAACUGCAGUGCAGAAAGAGCAUUUUCAAAAUUGAAAGAGUGA